Molecule: messenger RNA, 1220 nt
Organism: Spirodela intermedia
Lineage: Eukaryota; Viridiplantae; Streptophyta; Magnoliopsida; Alismatales; Araceae
Source: the annotation of a GenBank genome assembly
AUGAAGGAGGUCAGCGGUAAGAAGCCGGCUUCGACGCCGCCGUGCGCAGCGUGCAAGCUUCUGCGGCGGCGCUGUGCUUAUGACUGCAUCUUCGCGCCAUACUUCCCCGCUGAGGAGCCGCAAAAGUUCGCCAACGUCCACAAGGUCUUCGGCGCUAGCAACGUCAGCAAGAUGCUGCAGGUACCUCUGCUUCCUCUUCCUCUCUCUAUCUCUAUCUCUAUCUGUUUAUCUAUUUCUACCUAUCUCUCUGCAUAUCUUACGCUCUCCCUCUCUAUUUCUCCUUCUUUAUCUAUCUGUCUUUCUAUCUGCAUAUCCUACGCUCUUCCUCUCUUCUCUCUCUCUCUCUCUCUCUCUCUCUCUCUCUCUCUCGCUCUCUCGCUCUCUAUCUAUCUAUCUAUCUAUCUGCAUAUUACGACUCUCCCCAUCCCACUCUCUUCCUCCCUAAGCAAACAGAAAGCGCCCAUUAGGUGCCGGGGUCUGCCAUGUCGAAACAGGAAGAAGAUCUGUCACCAGACGAAGACGAUGGUUCAGUGCUAAACGAAAACAAGCUCUCUCUUGCCAAAACCGUACAAGGCAUCUAUGCAAAGGAGAAAGAGAGAGAGAGGAGAGAUGGUAGAGAGAGAGAGAGAGAGAGAGAGAGAGAGAGAGAGAGAGAGAGAGACAGACAGACAGAGAGAAGUGGUAAUUCUUUCACAGAAGCGGUGCAACUUUACCCGGAAUGUGCGGAUGCUCUUCGUGAACUCCAUCCCAAACCCCCCGUAGUCGCUUUCCGACCAGAAUUUUGUUCUCAGAAAACCCCAUCGAUUGAGAAAAACUCCGAAUAAGAAACUGGUUAGUUCCCAGAUUGAUCUUGAUUGAGCAAAACACAGGAGCUUGCGGAGCACCACCGGAGCGACGCCGUGAGCAGCAUGGUGUACGAAGCGAACGCGAGGCUCCGAGACCCCGUUUAUGGCUGCGUCGCCGCCAUCUCCACUCUGCAACAUCAGGUGGAGGUGCUCCAGGCACAGCUCGCCAUUGCACAGGCGGAGAUGGUCCGGUUACGCCUCUGGCACAAGAUCUUCCUCGCCGCCACCGGAGAAACAGUCGGAAGCACCAGCGGCGGCGGCGGCGGAGGCGUCGGCGCCACCACCUCGCCGGGUUCGAAGCCCAUCUUCUCCGGCGACGCGGUGAUGGACCAGGCUCUCGCCAUGGACGAGCCCCUCUGGGCACACGAUAGCUAG